GGUUUAACUGUGGUUCUGUACUGGUUCUGGUUCCCAUAAAGACCCAAUAAACGGAUAAACGUCCCAUCAGAACCUGACAGAAACAAACAGGAGGAGGAGGAUGAUGCUAACCUUCAUCAUUACGGAAGGAAACCGCAGCUGGAGCGUAAGCAGGAGCCACACCUCCCCGUGACGUCAGGGGGCGUGGCUUCAGUCUAAUUUAAACCUCAGGCAGAAAAGCAGCGCUGAGCAGGAGCGACCCGCUACCGGACUUCCAGGGUCCGGUUCCGAUCCAGAAGGAGUUUAUAUGGGAGCAGACGGACCGGAGGAGGUUCGGCUCCGCUUCCCGCCCUUCACAGGACAAAACAGCCGCUGAGCAAUUCCUCCGGCUGCCGGUUCGGAUCCCUGAGGACCAAACGGAACCAGCAGCAGCUUUUCCAGCAGGAGAGCCGUGAUCUCCUCCUCCAGGUUGCCAUGGUGAACAGCAGGCUGGAGGCGCCUGCGGUGGCGGUGCUGGGCGGCGGCGGGGCGGCGGCCGUCCGGGCGUGUGCGGGAUGCGGCGGGCGCAUCGCCGACCGCUUCCUGCUCUUCUCCAUGGAGCGCUACUGGCACACCCGCUGCCUGAAAUGCUCCUGCUGCCACGCCCAGCUGGGCGAGUUCAGCAGCAUCUGCUACAGCAAGGGAGGCAUGAUCCUCUGCAAGAACGACUACAUCAGGCUCUUCGGCCACAGCGGCGCCUGCAGCGCCUGCGGGCAGUCCAUCCCGGCCAGUGAGCUGGUGAUGCGGGCUCAGGGCAGCGUCUACCACCUGAAGUGUUUCAGCUGCGCCACCUGCAGGAACCGGCUGGUGCCCGGCGACCGCUUCCACUACGUCAACGGAACGAUCUUCUGCGAACAGGACCGGCCCGGCGCCGCCCUGGUGGCACUGCAGGGCGGCAGCAUCAUGGCCGACCAGAAGGUUUGCUGAAGAAGACGAUGGAGCCAGACGUGCCGCCUUCUUCUUCUUCUUCUUCUUUUUCUUCUUCUUCUUCUUCCUCUUCUUCUUCUUCUUCUUCUUUCCCGUCUGUCGCUGUCCUUCAUCAUCAUCAUCUUCUUCCUCCGGAACCCAGUGAACCCGACAGCCGGUCCGGUCCGGUCCGGUCAGCAGUGGACGCUCUUCUUCUUGUAAAUAAAGUUUGUUUGGGAGGCAACAGGAAGUCCUCUGAGGUUUAUCAGGAAAUUAUGAAAACUUGAGGUUUGAACUUUGACUAGGCCGCUGCUGCUCCAGCAGAUGGACUCUGAUUGGACGCAUCCUGGACCAAUCAGAGGCUGGAAGAGGCGGGGCAUGUGACUGGAAGUCAAGCCCGCAUCAUGAUACCUCCUCUGCCUGUGUGAGUGGCUGGCUGACGUUUCCCCACCUGGCGACGCGCCGCCGCCGCCGGAGGAACUUCCUGUUCGUCUGGUUUCAUUUUUUAUGCAAAUUUGUCAAAAAUCUCCAUUAAAAACAAAAAAUCCUGAAAAUAAAACGAUUUUUACU
This is a messenger RNA of Poecilia latipinna (sailfin molly), 1494 nucleotides long. It is a transcript of the gene lmo4la, whose product is annotated as LIM domain only 4a. The coding region runs from base 454 to 945 and encodes 163 amino acids. The transcript is spliced from 6 exons. Lineage: Eukaryota; Metazoa; Chordata; Actinopteri; Cyprinodontiformes; Poeciliidae. The record is from RefSeq and is a predicted model, not a curated record.